CUGUUCUCAUGUGACUGAGUCGCACGCUGACGUUUAAUGCAGAACUUAUUUGAGGAGGACGAGGUGACUCACCUGCACUGCAUUUCACCUGGAAGGGGAUUAUAAGAGACUGCUGUUAAAGUUCCCAUACAAGAAGAUCUAUUUAGCAUUUCCCAUGAUGGCAGAACAUGGUGACCCUUGCACUGGGUCUGAAGCCAACUUUUGCAUGAACGGAGGAACAUGCUUUAAAAUACCUUCUGUGUCAACCCCCACCUGUGUCUGCAGUGCGAACUAUGAGGGCAGCAGAUGUGAGCAGUAUCAGCUGUUCAGUUUCUCACACAGCAGUGAAGAGAAGGGCAUGGUCGCGGCUGUGGUCAUCAUGGUCCUGCUCAUUUUAGCGGUGCUUGGGGUGGUCAUCUAUUACAUCUACAAAAUUAGGAAAAAUACCCAGAGCCAACCAAAACACGAGGAAUACAAGAGAGGCAAAUCAAGUGCGAACUCUGAACCAGUGUGAAUCGACUUUUGAUGCAUGUGAUGUGAACUCGACAUUGGCCUUGAUGUUGCAAACCUUGUAACAUCACUCCCUUGUGGAAGUCUUGAAUUCAAUGUGAAAAUGUGUCAAAUUGCACACAAAAUACUUUUCUUAUGUUUUUACAUUUUGUAAAUAGUCAUUUAACAUAUUUAAACAUGUAACAAAAGGAAUGCAAAUUCUUGAAACAAAUUGUUACCAUGUCAGCUGUUCAAUGGAAAGCAAUACAUUUCAAAAGCAGCAUCCAUUAGUGCAGAUUUGUCAUUUUAAUUAGACAUAGAUGACUUGAUAUUAUUUAAUAUACUAGUCACAUGUGUCAUGUACAUAUACUAUUUUUUACAAUGUGCUGUUUUUGUUUUGAAUAACAUAUUGUUUCUUAUCAUUUUGUCACUUAAAGGGAUAGUUCUCCCAAAAAUGUAAAUUCUGUCAUCAUUUACUUACUCUCAAGUUGUUCCAAACCAUGUAUGAAUGUCUUUCUUCCGUUAAACAAUAAUAUAUUUUGAAGAAUGUCAGUAACCAGUUGUUGGGCCCCAUGGACAUUCAUAUAGGGGAAACAAUGGAAGUCAAAGGGGCCCCGUCAACUGUUUGGUUACCCAUAUUCGUCAAAAUAUAUUAUUUUGUGUUCAGCAGAAGACAGAACUUAAUA
Messenger RNA from Pimephales promelas (fathead minnow), 1154 nucleotides. It is a transcript of the gene nrg4, whose product is annotated as neuregulin 4. Gene Ontology annotation, biological process: positive regulation of cell population proliferation; positive regulation of mitotic nuclear division; epidermal growth factor receptor signaling pathway. Gene Ontology annotation, molecular function: growth factor activity; epidermal growth factor receptor binding. Lineage: Eukaryota; Metazoa; Chordata; Actinopteri; Cypriniformes; Leuciscidae. The record is from RefSeq and is a predicted model, not a curated record.